Molecule: messenger RNA, 1071 nt
Organism: Chiroxiphia lanceolata (lance-tailed manakin)
Lineage: Eukaryota; Metazoa; Chordata; Aves; Passeriformes; Pipridae
Gene: RGCC
Product: regulator of cell cycle
Exons: 5
Coding region: 43-492 (149 amino acids)
Biological process (GO): regulation of cell cycle
Cellular component (GO): cytoplasm
Molecular function (GO): protein kinase binding; protein kinase activator activity
Source: RefSeq, a predicted model, not a curated record
CCGGCCGGGCUAUAAGAGAGGGCCGGCGGAGCCGGGCGGCUCAUGCUGGCGGCGGGAGGCGGUAGCGUCACCGGGGCAUCUCCGCCCGCCGCCGCCAUGAAGUCUCCGGCAGCUCAGCGGCCGGCGGGGCAAGGGCCGGGGGCGGACGGCGGCGGGGGCCUGGCGGAGGCGCUGGGCGAGUUCGACGCGGUGCUAGCCGAGUUCUCCUGCCCCGCCGGCCGGCGCCGCUUCUACUACGGCGACCACCUGGAGCGCAUGAAGCGGCGGAGCAGCGCCAGCGUCAGCGACGGCAGCGGCCUCAGCGACUCCGAGAGUGCAGAUUCACUCUACAGAAAUAGUUUCAGUCUCAGUGAUGAAAAGCUCAACUCUCCAACUGCAUCUACUCCAAGCUUGCCAUCUCCAUCUGUAACGCCAUGUAAAGCAAAGCUUGGAGACACAAAAGAACUGGAGGACUUCAUUGCUGAUCUUGACAGAACACUAGCAAGUAUGUGAAAUUAAUUUUUGGCACUGUGCUUGCCUGUGGGUGUCCUCUGAAGGAUAAGUGACAUCGGUCCCUGAGAACUGCUGCCCUUGUCUGGUAACUUUGCUCCCCAAGAUACUCACCUUCUGCACAUAACCUUUGUAAACUCCUACAAGUAUUUAACUGUGGUGAUACCAGGUUUUUUUACGUUGCAGCAGAUGGAAUAAGAUAACUUAAAUGUUACAGCUCUAUUUUGCUUUAAAAUAUAGUUUAAAUUGUAAUUUAAAGUUGCUUUUAUGCAAAUAUAUUUGUAAUUUUAUAUAGUUGAGAACUUUAAUGCUUUUUUCCAUUAUAAUAUAUUUUUAUAUGCAAAUAAAUUCUGAACUGGAAUCUGGAUGUCUGGAAGCUUCCUAUGUACAUGACAACUCUGAAACAUAAGUACAAAUUAAGCUCUUAUUGAAAACAACAUGCUUUAAAAUAUCUCGAUAAAGGUGUAUUUCCUGUCUGGCAAAAUUUGUUAUGCUGGUUUUAUGUGAUUGCUUAAAUAAGAGAAUCUUGUACUGUGUAAAAUUAAUGCAGUUGGAAAAAUAAUAAAACUGGUCAAACUGUUA